This is a messenger RNA of Drosophila navojoa, 1074 nucleotides long. RefSeq names its product parkin coregulated gene protein homolog. The record is from RefSeq and is a predicted model, not a curated record. Lineage: Eukaryota; Metazoa; Arthropoda; Insecta; Diptera; Drosophilidae. Gene Ontology annotation, molecular function: Hsp70 protein binding; Hsp90 protein binding.
UUGUAUAGAGAUCCUCGGCAUUCGCACAGCAUAGCCCAUUCAAUCAACAAUAUUUUGGCCGCAGUCUCAAAACGUCCUGUUCUAUUUAAAAUAAAAAUAUACUUUCAGUGCGAGCGAGUUACAUAAUCACUACACUUUCACAGCCAGGAUGAACCCCAACAAGUGCCCGGACCUGCAUGAGCGGGCCAAGCGCAUUCACGAGCCGGGGAGGAUCUGCCGCGAGCUGCUCUACUUGCGCUCCAAGCGGGCCGUGCGCGAGGUGCCCGCCUUUACCUACCAGGCCCUGCAGAAGGGCACAGUGGUCAAACCGCCCAACAAAAUUGAUAUAUUUAAGCGUCAGCCCGUCAAGGAGACUGUAUUCAAGAUCUACUUCAUGCGCGGCGACAUCCCCGUGGCUCUGUCCGGACGCAGCAAUAAGCAGGAUCCCACCAAGGACCGCCCACUGCGCUGGCACUGCACGCCCGAGGAGCUCGACUACUGCUACUACUUGCCCAUCUUUCUGGACGGGCUGGCUGACAUUGACAGCGACACUCGCAUGCUGGCGGUCAAUGCAGCCGUCGAUCUGAUCAUGAGACAGCCGCACAAAGUGCUCCCAGUGCUGCCCAAGCUAAUACUGCCGCUCAAGCGAGCCUUCCAGACCCGGGACAAGCGCAUCAUCAUCUCGGCGCUCCAGGUGCUGCAGCUGAUGGUUCGAUUGGGUCCUUGCGUGGGACAAGCUCUGGUUCCCUUCUAUCGUCAGCUGCUGGCCGUGUGCAACCUCUACAAGAAUGUCAACGUGAAUCUGGGCGAGGGCGUCGACCCGGACCGCAGCAAGCGCAUCGGCGAUGUAAUCGAGGACACCCUGAAGCUGCUCGAGUACUGCGGCGGACCCAACGCCUUCAUCAACAUCAAGUACAUGGUGCCGACCUACGAGAGCAGCGUCUUCCCGCGUUGCCAGGCUACCGAUGGCCAGGAUGCAGCCCCCAAGCAUUGAUGACUGCUCCAAUUUUCUGCCAUCUUUUAACAGACUUAUUUUGGUUCAGUUGUAAUGAUUACCUUAACAGAAAAUUAUCGUCAAUUAGACUCGAAAUUUUA